UCAAGUAAGGAUAGAGUAGUGACUAAAAAGACUCUGGGUUUUAUUGAUGCUGUGUUUUCAUGGUCUCUUGAAGACAUAUUCAAUGAUAACCUUUACAAGGAUCAGGUGGAAAAAAUUCCAGUUUCAUUUCAAAGCACGGAACAUUAUCUUGGGUCAUAUGUUUUGCCAUUGUUGGAAGAGACGAGAGCCGCAAUACGUUCAGCUAUGGAAAGUAUAGCUAGAGCGCCUUAUGCUGAAGUGACAUAUCUUAACGAGGCAAAGCCACACGGGACAUUAUCGUUUGAUGUAAAUGUUGAUUACUGGAGAAACAGGUUCAGUGAUCGUGUGAAGGGACCAUAUAAAACAUUGCCUGGAGAUAUUUUUGUCAUAGCAGAUACUAAACCUGAAACUGCGUCUAAUUUACAAAGGAAAGGGAGAACCUGGGCGUUUGCUUUAGUCACUAAUAUUACAGCGGAUGACGAUGAGGAUAAUAGCUCAUCUACUUCCUUCAAAGUGAAGGCACUGGAAGACAUUGCAUCCAAAGAUGAGAUGCAGAACUCACUAUUUGUAGUUUUCCUGAGGAAUGUAACCACAGAGAGACGAAUAUGGAAUGCAUUGCACAUGAAGGGAAACCUAAAGAUUAUCAAAGAACUUUUGCCCACUGGUUCUGUGGUAGAAGAAAGCUGCAGUCUUUGUUCCUCACAGAAUGAUGGAACCUUGAAUCAGAUAUUUCUGACAAGUUUGCUGUCUCAACUGAAUGAAUCUCAAAGGAAGGCAGUUUCGGCUUGUCUUAACAAAGUGCAGUGCAACCACAAGGCUCAUGUGGAACUUAUUUGGGGCCCACCGGGAAGUGGGAAAACUACAACUGUUAGUGUCCUGCUGCUUACUCUGUUGAGAAAGAAAUGUAGGACACUCACUUGCGGCCCAACCAAUAUUGCAGUUACAGAAGUAGCUGCACGUGUCCUAAAGCUGGUAAAAGAGGCCAGGAAAACACCCUCUGUAACAGAUGAUCAAUUUUGUUCCUUGGGAGACAUCCUCUUAUUCGGCAGUAAAGAGAGACUUAAGGUUGAUACAGAGAUUGCAGAAAUAUUUCUGGAUUAUCGUGUAAAAAGGCUUACAGAGUGCUUAGGCCAGCUCGGUUGGUGGCACUGUUUUACUUCAAUGAUAACAUUUCUAGAAGAUUGUGUCACUCAGUACCAUAUUUUCUUGGAAAAUGAAUCAAUCAAAGAGAGGGAACAUAUUCGUGAAAAUGAAAACCAUGAGAAAGAGUGUCGCAGUGAAACUGAUUUUAAGAAGGCGAAACACAAAUCAUUUCUUGAAUAUGUAAGAGAAAGAUUUGUCUCUACAACAGACCCACUCAGAAGAUGUGUCUCGAUUUUACAGACCCAUGUACCCAAAAUCUACUUUCUGGAACAUAAUAUCCAAGACAUUCGAAACUCUUUUUGACUUGCUUGAUUCUUUUAGAACUGUGCUGUUUCGUGAGGAUGUAGUUUCUGAAGAAGUGGAGGAGCUCUUUUUACUUUCGACAGAUGUUAAAUUGCUUCGCCAAAAUGCCGAAACAUCACUCUUGCUGUGCUCGGUAAGAAGCCAGUGUCUUUCUGUUUUGAAAGCCCUCCGUGAUUCUCUUCAGGAACUCAAACUACCAAGUGCCAGGAACAAGGAUUCGAUAAUACGAUUCUGUUUUCAAACAGCGUCCUUACUCUUUUCCACUGCAUGCGGUUCACAUAAACUCUAUAAACUUGAAAUGAAACCACUGAAUGUGUUAGUGAUUGAUGAAGCAGCACAGUUAAAAGAAUGUGAAUCAGCCAUACCCUUGCAACUGCCCGGAAUAGCACAUUCCUUUCUUAUUGGUGAUGAAUGGCAAUUGCCUGCUACAGUUCUAAGCAAUGUUUCUGAUGAAGCUGGCUUUGGAAGAAGUUUAUUUCAAAGGCUAACGACAUUGGGUCACUCAAAGCACCUUUUGAAUAUUCAGUACAGAAUGCAUCCGUCAAUCAGUUGCUUUCCAAAUGCAAGGUUCUAUUCUAACCAGAUCUUGGAUGCACCGUGUGUUAAGCAUAGGAGUUAUGAGAAGCAUUAUCUUCCAUGGCCUAUGUUUGGUCCUUAUUCCUUCAUAAAUGUCUGCGGAAGAGAAGAAGUUGUUGAUGCUGGAUAUAGCCAUAGAAAUAUGGUUGAGUUAGCUGUUGUGCAGAGGUUGGUGCGAACUCUGUACAAAGCAUGGAAUGGCUCAAGAGAGAAGCUCAGUGUUGGUAUAAUCUCUCCCUAUGCUGCUCAGGUUGUUGCAAUUCAGGAGAAACUUGGUGGGAAGUAUGAGAAAAUUGAUGGCUUUGUAGUGAAGGUGAAGACAGUUGAUGGGUUCCAGGGUGGUGAGGAAGAUAUUAUAAUAAUAUCAACUGUGAGAUCAAAUAGUUCAGGUGCAAUUGGAUUCAUGUCCAAUCCUCAAAGAACUAAUGUUGCUCUUACAAGGGCUAGGCACAGCCUCUGGAUUUUGGGGAAUGGAGAAACGCUGGCCAAAAGUGAAUCUGCUUGGGAGGCUUUAGUUCAUGAUGCAAAAGCUCGUUCUUGUUUUUAUAAUGCUGAUAAAGACAAGGAAUUGGCAAAAGCUACUUUAGAUGCCAAGAAAGCUUUAAAUCAACUUGAUGACUUGCGUAAUGGCCACAGUGCUCUUCUCAAAAGUGCUAGGUGGAAGGUUCUUUUCAGCGAUUGCUUUAGAAUGUCGCUCGGGAAGCUGAAAUCUGUCCAGACCAAGAAAUUAGUUUUAAACCUUCUACUUAAACUUUCCAGCGGCUGCCGACCUAAGAAGAGAAAAGUGGAUUUAAUUUCUGAAAGCUCUGGAAGGAACAUGACCAAGUCCGCAAUACAAGUUAACUCCGAGUUAGUAAAAACAUCUUCAGAUUCUUUCCAGAUUACCAAAUCAAUUCAAUUCACUAAACCAGCAGAUUCUUUUUUAUUUAAAUUGUAACAAUAGUUUGAAUUUGUAUCCUGAAUAAUUUGUUCUUGUGUAUAUAUACACACUUAUGGUAAAUCAAUGAAUUAAGGUUAAUUUGA
Molecule: messenger RNA, 3024 nt
Organism: Theobroma cacao (cacao)
Lineage: Eukaryota; Viridiplantae; Streptophyta; Magnoliopsida; Malvales; Malvaceae
Molecular function (GO): helicase activity
Source: RefSeq, a predicted model, not a curated record